This is a messenger RNA of Phytomonas sp. EM1, 168 nucleotides long. The record is from the annotation of a GenBank genome assembly. NCBI's taxonomy places the organism in Eukaryota, Euglenozoa, Kinetoplastea, Trypanosomatida, Trypanosomatidae.
AUGUCUGAGCACGCGGCCGUGCUCUUUGAUUUGGAACACCACAUAUCGUCUUCAAAUAUUUCAAGGGCAAGCUGUUGCGGUACAUUGUGUAUAUAUUGUUUAUCACUUCGUUUUGAUCGUCUUCUUCUCCCUUCCUCGGUGACUCCGUUGGGUCGAGGGACGCAUUAG